Messenger RNA from Symsagittifera roscoffensis, 1571 nucleotides. RefSeq names its product tubulin alpha-1D chain-like. Gene Ontology annotation, cellular component: microtubule; cytoplasm. Bases 99 to 1457 code for a protein of 452 amino acids. Gene Ontology annotation, biological process: mitotic cell cycle; microtubule cytoskeleton organization. Gene Ontology annotation, molecular function: structural constituent of cytoskeleton; GTP binding. The record is from RefSeq and is a predicted model, not a curated record. The transcript has a single exon. Lineage: Eukaryota; Metazoa; Xenacoelomorpha; Acoela; Convolutidae.
ACGCCAUUUUUAUUAUUUCAAUCUCCUCGCUAGAACUCAGUUGAUCAAAAUUUAGACGUUUCUCUAAAAAGAAACCCCCAAAACACAGAUAACUCAAAAUGCGUGAAUGUAUCUCGAUCCAUGUUGGCCAGGCCGGUGUCCAGAUCGGUAAUGCCUGUUGGGAGUUGUACUGCCUCGAGCACGGAAUCCAACCCGAUGGUCAGAUGCCCAGCGACAAGACCAUCGGAGGCGGUGAUGAUUCGUUCAACACCUUCUUCAGUGAGACCGGUGCCGGCAAACACGUCCCCAGAGCUGUCUUCGUCGACUUGGAACCCACAGUCGUCGACGAGGUCCGAACUGGAACCUACCGACAGCUGUUCCACCCGGAACAACUGAUGACCGGAAAGGAAGACGCCGCCAACAACUACGCCAGAGGCCACUACACCGUCGGCAAGGAGAUGAUCGACAUCGUCCUGGACAGACUCCGAAAGCUGGCUGACCAGUGUACCGGACUCCAGGGAUUCCUGAUCUUCCACUCCUUCGGAGGUGGUACCGGAUCUGGAUUCACCUCCUUGUUGAUGGAGCGUCUGUCCGUCGACUACGGAAAGAAGUCCAAGCUCGAGUUCGCAGUCUACCCGGCUCCUCAGAUCUCGACCGCUGUUGUUGAGCCCUACAACUCGAUCUUGACCACUCACACAACUCUUGAGCACUCGGACUGUGCUUUCAUGGUCGACAACGAAGCCAUCUACGAUGUGUGCCGACGAAACUUGGACAUCGAGCGACCCACAUACACCAACUUGAACAGACUCAUCGCUCAGAUCGUCUCUUCAAUCACCGCGUCUCUCCGAUUCGAUGGUGCCUUGAACGUCGACUUGACUGAGUUCCAGACCAACUUGGUGCCCUACCCUCGAAUCCACUUCCCCUUGGCCACCUACGCUCCAGUCAUCUCGGCCGAGAAGGCAUACCACGAGCAGUUGACUGUCGCCGAGAUCACCAACGCUUGCUUCGAGCCCGCCAACCAGAUGGUGAAGUGUGAUCCCCGACACGGAAAGUACAUGGCUUGUUGUCUGCUGUACCGAGGAGAUGUCGUCCCCAAGGAUGUCAACGCCUCGAUCGCCACCAUCAAGACCAAGAGGACUAUCCAGUUCGUCGACUGGUGUCCCACCGGAUUCAAGGUCGGAAUCAACUACCAGCCCCCGACUGUCGUGCCGGGAGGUGACUUGGCCAAGGUGCAGCGAGCCGUCUGCAUGUUGAGCAACACCACCGCCAUCGCCGAGGCCUGGGCUCGAUUGGACCACAAGUUCGACUUGAUGUACGCCAAGAGAGCUUUCGUCCAUUGGUACGUCGGAGAGGGUAUGGAGGAGGGAGAGUUCUCCGAGGCCCGUGAGGAUCUGGCUGCCCUGGAGAAGGACUACGAAGAAGUCGGAGUUGACUCCGUCGAAGGCGAGGGCGAGGAGGAGGAGGGAGAGGAAUACUAGGCGGAUCGGAUUGGCUGAAAUUUAAGAAUAAACAUUCUGGUUGAUUAAUGAUUGUGUUCAUUUGAUGCAUCUUGAUAUUGAUCUGCAUUCUUAAAGAGAAAACAUAAACCUGCA